AUGAGUACGGACGCGGAGAUGCAGAUUUACGGCAAGGCGGCCAUCUAUCUCCGUAAACCCGAGAAGGAAAGGAUUGAGGCUCAAACCGCUCCCUUUGAUGCCAAGAGCGCCUGCUACGUGGCUGAUGUCAAGGAGUUGUACCUCAAGGCUACAAUUGUCAAGAAGGACGGUGCCAAAGUCACAGUCAAGGUCUUGGACACUCAGGAGGAGAAAACAGUUAAAGAAGAUGACGUCUCUCCCAUGAAUCCUCCCAAGUACGACAAAAUUGAGGACAUGGCCAUGAUGACCCACCUCAAUGAAGCAUCUGUGCUUUAUAACCUCAAAGAGCGUUAUGCAGCAUGGAUGAUCUACACCUACUCUGGGCUGUUCUGUGCGACUGUCAACCCCUACAAGUGGCUGCCAGUGUACGACAUGGAAGUCGUCAAUGCCUACAGAGGCAAGAAGCGUAUGGAGGCUCCACCCCACAUCUUCUCCGUCUCUGACAAUGCUUUUCAGUUCAUGCUUUGUGAUAGGGAGAACCAGUCUGUCUUGAUCACCGGAGAAUCUGGUGCUGGAAAGACUGUGAACACCAAGCGUGUCAUUCAGUACUUUGCCACAAUCUCAGUUGGUGGUGGUGAGAAAAAACAGGCUUCAAAGAUUCAGGGUUCCCUGGAGGAUCAGAUUAUUGCAGCCAACCCUCUGCUGGAGUCUUAUGGUAAUGCCAAGACUGUGAGAAAUGACAACUCCUCUCGUUUUGGUAAAUUCAUCAGAAUUCAUUUCGGCACAACUGGUAAACUGGCUAGUGCUGAUAUUGAAACCUAUCUGCUGGAGAAGUCUAGAGUGACAUACCAGCUUGAACAGGAGAGAGGCUACCACAUCUUCUUCCAGAUGAUGACCAACCACAAGCCUGAGAUCAUUGAAAUGUGUCUCAUUACAUCCAACCCAUACGACUUCCCCAUGUGCAGCAUGGGUCAAAUUACUGUUGCUAGCAUUAAUGACAAAGAGGAGCUGGAUGCAACUGACAAUGCCAUUGACAUCCUGGGCUUCAACGGUGAGGAGAAGGUGAGCAUCUACAAAAUGACAGGUGCUGUCCUCCACCACGGAAACAUGAAGUUCAAGCAAAAGCAGCGUGAGGAGCAGGCUGAACCUGAUGGCACAGAGGUGACCCGUACCUAUACGCCCGGUGAAAAGAAGAUCGGGGACAAAACCGUUCGUGUGUUCGACACUCCAGGAGUUUUUGACACAGACCCAAAAAGCACUGCUCUGGGUGAAGAGUUGUACGAUUGUAUUGAAGACUGUGCCCCGGGGCCCCAUGCUUUUGUGCUGGUGCUCAGAGUGGACAGGUUCACAAAGGAGGAGAAAGAUGUGGUCAGUAAAAUACAACAUUAUUUCUCUGAGGAAGCUCUGAAAUACACCACUGUGGUUUUCACUCAUGGAGAACAACUUGAGGACGGGCAGAAGAUUGAAGAUUGGUAUCAAGAGAAUGAAGCUCUGAGGUCCCUGGUGCAGAAGUGUGGAGGUCGCUGUCACGUGUUUGAUAAUAAAUACUGGAACAACAGCAAGGAUCCAUACAGGAACAACACAUAUCAGAUCAAACAGCUGCUGCAGACCAUUGAACACACUGUGGAGAAGAACAGAGGAGGCUGCUACACCAAUGGCUUCUGGCAAGAUAUCAAAUACAUGAGAAUAAAAGGCGUCCUGUUAAGACACAUUCUGUUAAGAAUGCUGGGUGUUUUUGACACAGACCCAAACAACACUGCUCUGGGUGAAAAGUUGUACAAUUGUGUCAAAGGCUGUGUCCUGGGGCCCCAUGCUCUUUUGCUGGUGCUCAAAGUGGAGAGAUACACGUCACAGGAGGAGGAGGUGGUCAAAGAAACACUGAGUUAUUUCUCUGAGGAAGCUCUGAAAUACACCACUGUGGUUUUCACUCAUGGAGACCAGCUUGAUGACGGGCAGAAGAAGAUUGGUAUCAACAGAAUGAAGCUCUGA
This is a messenger RNA of Knipowitschia caucasica, 1968 nucleotides long. The record is from the annotation of a GenBank genome assembly. Lineage: Eukaryota; Metazoa; Chordata; Actinopteri; Gobiiformes; Gobiidae.